AACUCGUUCAUGUUAUGUAGUACUCACUUCAGACAACGGGGACUGCAAAUAUUGUGGAGUAUGUGUACUCGUGGUGAUCAGAUCGAAGGCGAUCUCGUGCUUGGAUGUUGCACGGAUUUAAAUUUUUACCAGGAGAAAGCCCGUGUUUAAACUAUACAUAGUUAACUUCAUGCUCAGCCUUGGACAAGGCCCUCCGAAUUUCGAGUAAGCUGAUAUAACUUCAAAGCCAGGCUACUCGCUCAGGUAGGUGUUCAGAACUGAUGCAUUCGUCGUACUACUGCAACCGAAAAAAAGAAGGCAAUAACAGCAAGACAUGUCUGCUACCGUAAAGUUGGACUUCAUCAAGGUCACCAAGCCAAGGCCACUUGUUGCACAUGUACAACUUGCACGAGGACCCGUUAACGCAUUCCAUGCUGAGUUCUGGAAAGAGUAUGUCGCCGUUUUUGACAACGUGCGCGAAUGGUAUGGAGAUGUCCGGGCUGUUGUUCUGUCUUCCUCUCUUCCCAAGGUAUUUUGUGCGGGUAUCGACUUCGAAGACUUGCUCGACCUCAAGAACUCCCCCUCGACUGAUCCCGCCCGCACUGCCGUGGCUCUGAGAAGACACGUUCUCGCUUUCCAAGCCGCCAUCUCUUCUCCGGAGCGAUGCCCCGUCCCCGUGAUCGCAGCAAUCCACGGUGUAGCGUACGGUCUCGCAGUCGAUCUCAUCGCUGGGUGUGAUAUCAGGUAUGCUGCAUCUAAUACAAUGUUCUCAAUCAAGGAAGUCGAUGUUGGUCUCGCGCCUGACAUCGGCACACUCGCACGUCUCCGUCAUAUCUCUUCCAAUGCAUCUCUUGGCGCAGAGCUUGCGUACACUGCACGUACCUUCUCUGCUGAGGAAGCAUUCAGGCUUGGAAUUGUGUCGCGUGUGGUGGAAGGUGGAAUGGACGAGGUUGUCAGAGAAUCACUCGACCUCGCAGAAGAGGUAGCACGGAAGAGCCCUAUCGCCGUUACGGGGGCAAAGCACUUGCUGAUGCAUGCGAGGGAUCACAGCGUCGGGGAAAACCUUGAAUAUACGGCUACAUGGAACGCUGCUAUGCUCCAGACGGAGGAUAUCCUCAAAGCCGUUCGAGUAGCCAGGUCGAAAGGUCGUGGGGAGGUUAACUUCGAGCCCCUACCGAUGGAUAUCGUACCUUCUGCGUCGAGGUCAGACGCGAAACCAAAACCGAAGCUUUGAAUGUGGUAUUAUGGAAGAUAUUAGAAGCAUUAUUAUCGCCCGUGCCUUCCUUUCUGCCGGUUUUCAGGUAGCGCAAGCAAGGCCAUUUGAGGAUGCUACAAUGUAUCAGUACGUUUGUUGCAAGUCACAGGCCGACACGGGACUUAGGUUCAUGAGAAGAGUGAAUGCCGCACAACAAGUCACCUCGUGUAGGCAUGCAUACUGUAGAUCAUAUACAUCUUUCAUACAAAAGGUG
Molecule: messenger RNA, 1448 nt
Organism: Pisolithus orientalis
Lineage: Eukaryota; Fungi; Basidiomycota; Agaricomycetes; Boletales; Pisolithaceae
Product: ClpP/crotonase-like domain-containing protein
Exons: 7
Coding region: 314-1213 (299 amino acids)
Cellular component (GO): mitochondrion
Molecular function (GO): delta(3,5)-delta(2,4)-dienoyl-CoA isomerase activity
Source: RefSeq, a predicted model, not a curated record